UUCUUUUUCUUCGUGUGUCGCUAGUUUUAACAACGAUAAAAUAUGUGUUAAAUCUUUUGUGCUUGAUCUCCCAAAACUUAAAAGUUAACCGGCGUCGCAACGUGUUGCUGUUCUUCGCAGUUCACAGUUUACACGACUAACAUAGUAGCAGAUCGGCAACUUCAAUUGACUUCAACUGCGCUGUUGGUUUGGUAAUCGACAAUAGAUCUUUAGAUUAAAAAAUGGCGCCUUAAUUAUUAAAUGCGUCGUUCGAUCAAGGAUGGCGCCAGGAGCUAUCGCCUAUGUUCGCAUCAAAGAAGAUCUUCUUUGGCUCGCAUAACCCUGUUGUAUGAAACUUCGUGUAAACAAAAGUUGUGACGAUAUACAUUUAAUUAUUACAAAUUAAAAAAAUAAGAUAAAAUUAUUUCAUCGAACAUUAUGUAUUAAGUUAAACGUUCAUAUUUAUAUCAAUUUAUAAAGAUGAAUACCAACAAGAAGAUCAAUAUAAACUUUUCGUCUUUGGUGGGCCUAAAAGCAGAGCUUUUAAGAAAACAACUUGAAGUGAACGAAGUCAAAUUAAAAUCAGAAAUUAAUCAUACUAUACCAAAAGUUAAGAAGAGGCCUAAAAAGGUUAAGGAAAAGAGUGCAGAAGAAAAUACAGAGAAAACAGAAUACAUUGAAGACGUGAACACCCAUAAAAAGUCAAAAUUAAUGUUGGAAGCAAAAGCAAGAUUGUAUAAACGGUUAAAAAAGUCCAAACAUAAUAAUGAAAAUUUCCUUGUAGAUUUUAUGAAUAAGUCCGAUGAAUCCGAAGAGGAAACAUUGUCGAAUAGCGAGAAAGAAGAUAACAAUGCAACGUUUGGGAAUGAAGAUGAUUGGGUUGAAUAUGAAGAUUGUUUUGGUCGUACAAGAAAAUGUUUACGUGAAGAUUUAUCUGUUAUGCAAGAAAAGGAUAACUUAAUCAAGCAACAAAUUGUUAACAAAAAAGGUAUUGAUUCCAAAAUUAAAGAUAAUAUUAUACAUACCACUGUAACAGAGGAGAAAGAACCUGAAAUAGAAAUUAUGAGAAGAAAAUGGGAAGAACAAAUGCAGAAAUUAACAGAUAAAUCAAAUAUACACUACCAGGAUGUUUUGUUUGAUGAAGCAAGAGCUCAUGGUGUCGGUUACUAUGCAUUCUCACAAGAUGAAGAGGAGAGAAUCAAACAACAAGAGAACUUAUUUAAUUUAAGGAAAGAGACAGAACGAAAACAGAGAGAAAGUAAAGAACUAAAAGAAUUGAGGGAUAGAAUGGAGCGCAAUAGAAUAAAAGCUGCUAAGAUUAGGCAAAGAAUUAGGGCAGGCUUACCAAUAGAAUUGGAAGAAGAGGAAGUCAAAGAAAAAGAAAAGGCAGAGUCGAACGCAGGCAUAUCAGAGACAAGUAACAAAGAAGAAAAUUGCAAUAAGGAGGAAGAAAGCAAACCCAUAGAUAAAGAGAGCAAAAUAAAAGCCUUAGGAGAAUUGUUGGGUAAAAGAGGUCCCUGGUAUGAAAUGUCUCAAGAAGAAUGGGUACACAAAUGUAGAAAAGUUAGAAUUAACGAAUUUGGUCCAGUUUAUGAUAAUUUUAAAAGCGACGGCUAUUUAGUACGCAAUGACAAUGAUAAAAAAUCUGAUUCUUCCGAUACAACUACACAAAAUAAAUUGGAAACCAAUGAUAAUGAGAAUAUUGAUUCCUAUGAUAUUCCACUUCCUCCUACGUUAGAAAGCUAUGUCAAUACUGAGAACGAUACUAUUUUGCAAACAGGUUGUAAUACUUCCCAUGAAGCUGGAAGUAUAUAUAUAAAAAAAAAUAUUUCUCCCAAUAGUAUACAAAAUCAAAUGAAAGUUAACAGAAAUAUAGAUGAAGCAAGUAUAGCAGCAGGACUGAGGUAUUUGAGAGAAGAAUUUGAAAAAGGACAAAAUAUUUGAAAUAUUGUAUAGUAUAAUAGUCAUUAAAUGUUUAUUAUGUGUUUGUGAAUUUGAGCCUUAAGACAUAUAUUUAAGAGAACCAAUUUCGUUUAUAACAGAAAAAUGUUGAAGUAUUCUAUAAGGGAAAAAUGUUCUAUGACUUGUAAAUAUUUAUAUGUAUAUAUGUAUAUUUGAUACUUCAGGUUAUUAAAGACACUGACAACCAUA
This is a messenger RNA of Megalopta genalis, 2130 nucleotides long. RefSeq names its product coiled-coil domain-containing protein 174. Gene Ontology annotation, cellular component: nucleus. The record is from RefSeq and is a predicted model, not a curated record. Lineage: Eukaryota; Metazoa; Arthropoda; Insecta; Hymenoptera; Halictidae.